Molecule: messenger RNA, 1224 nt
Organism: Galdieria sulphuraria
Lineage: Eukaryota; Rhodophyta; Bangiophyceae; Galdieriales; Galdieriaceae
Product: transcription initiation factor TFIIE alpha subunit
Exons: 2
Coding region: 96-1190 (364 amino acids)
Biological process (GO): transcription initiation at RNA polymerase II promoter; transcription open complex formation at RNA polymerase II promoter
Cellular component (GO): transcription factor TFIIE complex
Source: RefSeq, a predicted model, not a curated record
AACAAUCGCUCGUAGUUUACGAUCCAUCGUAAAUAUCAAUUGGAUUCUUGUGAAAAAAAAUGGUUGGUUGGUAUAUAUAAAUAUCUAUAGAUGAUAUGGCACAAGUUCCAAAGCAAGUAGAAGAUUUGGUUCGAAUGAUAGCAAGAGCAUUUUAUACAGAUUUAUAUAUUGUUGUACUGGAUGCACUAGUACGAGAAAAAUAUAUAAGACAAGACUUGUUAUCCAAAAAGUUGCACGUACCAACCAAAGAACUUCGUAAAUUGUUGUUGAAACUACAGGAACAAAAGUUGGUUCAAUGUGAGGUAAGGGUACAAAGAAAACCAACUAAGAACAACAACAGCAGCACAGAAUAUCAAAGAGCUAUAAAAGCAACCUUUUGGUAUAUUGAUUACGUCCAUCUGGUGGAUGUGAUUAAAUAUCGUGUGGAUGGAAUGAGACAAAAGGUUAACGAAAUGAUGGCAGAAGGACUCGUGUAUCAGAGUUUUCAAUGCCAAAAGUGCAAAGAAGUUUAUUCGUCGUUGGAUAGUGCAAGACUUUUUGUACCUGCUGAAGGUGUUUUGCGUUGUGAUAAUGUUAUUUUGAGAAAUACUUUGUGCAAGGGAUUGGUGGAAGAAGUAGAAUGGGAAGGACAAGUAGCCACUAUAAAAGAGCUACAGACCAGAAUGGAGAACGAAUUGAGGCCUAUUUUAGAAAUGGUGGCUCAAACAGAACAAGAAAAAGUACCUUCACAUCCAUUGGAAGGAUUGGAUGCUGACCAGUUGGGGACGAUUAUUUCUGAAAAUCCUGAUGAACAGCCCAGCUGGGAUACGUUGAGAGAAGAGCUUUAUAAUACGAGUCAACCACUAUCUACAGAUAAGAAAGAUGUAGAAAAGGAGGAACACUCACAGGUCAAAGUAGAAAUUGUUGCUGCAGAAGGUGGAACAAGUCAAGAAGAAGUCAACGAACAAGGUUUUCAACACGUUCCUUCCUGGUUUGAAGCAAAAAGGAAAUGGGAGGGUUCCAAGGAAGAAAGUAAGAAAAGUAGUGUUUUAGAGAAGGAUUGGAUUGUUGAGUUGGAAGACUCACAACAGCAGACAGAUGUCAAGUCAUCAGAACAAGGACCAUUGGAGGAAUAUUCUUUGGCCUAUUAUCGUUCUUUAAUCGGAGCAUCAGAUAGUCAAACCGUCUCACAGAAAGGUAAUAGAAUAUAAGAGAGUUGUGUUACAGCAUAGUGAAUUGUGAUAU